AUGGCCAAGGAGCUUGGCUUCGAUGGCUUGCUGUACAACUCCAUGAACGCUGUCGCGGACCGCGAUUUCGCUAUGGAGACCAUGCAGUGGGGCAGCUCGUUCAUGCUCAAGAUCUCCCGCUGGGCCGAGGAUCUGAUCAUCUACAGCAGUCUGGAGUUCGGCUUUGUCCGUCUGUCAGAUGCCUACUCGACUGGAUCAUCGCUCAUGCCCCAGAAGAAGAACGCAGACAGCCUGGAGCUGCUCCGUGGCAAGGCUGGCCGUGCCUUCGGUCAGAUGGCCGGCCUGAUGUGCACAAUCAAGGGCCUGCCCACUACCUACAACAAGGACCUGCAGGAGAGUGUUGAGCCCAUGCUCGACCACGUCAAGACUGUCAGCGACAGUAUCCAGAUUGCAACCGGUGUGCUCUCUACUCUCACCGUCAUCCCCGAGAAGAUGAUCGCCGCCCUGGCCCCCGAGAUGCUGGCUACCGAAAUUGCCGACUACCUUGUCCGCAAGGGCGUUCCUUUCCGUGAGGGACACCACAUCUCCGGCCGUGUCGUUGCUCUGGCCGAGAACACCAACGUCCCCAUGGACACGCUCUCUCUGAAGCAGCUCCAGGAAGUCGACGCCCGCUUCGACGCUGAUGUCCAGGCUUGCCUUGAUUACGAGCGUGCUGUCGAGCUGAAGGAUGCCAUUGGCGGUACUAGCAAGCGCGCAGUCCUCGAGCAGACUGCCGUGCUGAAGAAUUUACUGUAA
Messenger RNA from Penicillium mononematosum, 735 nucleotides. Its product is annotated as argininosuccinate lyase ARG4. Lineage: Eukaryota; Fungi; Ascomycota; Eurotiomycetes; Eurotiales; Aspergillaceae. Bases 1 to 735 code for a protein of 244 amino acids. The transcript is spliced from 2 exons. The record is from RefSeq and is a predicted model, not a curated record. Gene Ontology annotation, molecular function: argininosuccinate lyase activity. Gene Ontology annotation, cellular component: cytosol.